CGACUCGAUAUCCGAAUUUUUCAUCAGUCAUCAGUAUCGUUUUUCCAUACUGACAGUACAUCAGUACUCACAUUACACGAUCAAUAAUACUGUCAGUAUCAAAAAUACUGUCAGUAAAAUUGAUCGUGUGAGGGCCGCUUUAGAUAGUUGGAUCAUGUACAUAUAUACAUAUGAUCUAAGAAGACACCUGAGUUGGUAAAUUGUACAGUGUGUCUUUGUAUUGUGUAAGAAUUCUUAUAAUAUGUACUUGAAAAAUGAACGUUGUCGACAGUGGUGAUAAAAAUAAAUGAUAACAGAAUACUGAGCAUUAAAAAUGUGUGUUAUUCUUUUGAAAUAACUAAGUUUAACAAUUACUGACAACUAUUGAACUUCAAAAUUUUUGACGUAUAAAUAGCUAAUAAUGUUGUCGUUAAACCAAGACGAUGUGAAAAGUCUUUUCAAUAAAGAAUUCGAUUUCGUCAGCGCCAUCCUAAAUCAAGUGAAACUGCCGGAGCGCGUAGAAGACUCAGAUUCAGAAGUAAGCGAUACUAAUGAAAAAGUCAGAAAGCCAAUACUUGCAAGUGAUGAAAUAAACAGAGCCCAAAGCUUAGACGAACUACACACAAGACUGGCUGCAAUAAGAGAGAAAAAAUAUACUUACCGAGGAAAAAUAAUCAAAAAUAAACUUCAAAAUAAGAUUAAGAGAAAAAAAAAGGUACACGAAAAAAUAAAGGGUGAAAAAAAACCAAAUGACAGUGUUGAAAAAACAAAUGAAAAGCCUCCUAAAGUAAAUGGUACUAAUAGCAAGCCUAAAUUAGUAUUCAAUCGUAUAAAUUUCUUAGGAGAACAAACUGAAAUAGCUCCAGCUCCAACUAGUACAAAUGCAAAGGUGGCUUUAGAUGAAAUUAAAACAAAGCAACAAUUGUAUAAUGAACUUGAAAAGUCAGGUGAAACUGAAAAGGCCAAAAAGUUAAAGGAACGCGAUKCUUGGAAUAACGUCUUGGCUAAAGCUGAAGGAGUAAAAGUUAAAGAUAAUGUGGAGUUAUUAAAAAAGACUAUAGCCAGAAAAGAAAGACAGAAAAAGGUUAGUAAAACAAAAUGGGAAGAAAGAAAAAUUACCCUAGAAAAGACCAAGAAAGAAAAGCAAGAAAAACGUACAAAUAAUUUAUUGAAAAAGAAACAAGAAAAAAAGGAAAAAAUAAAAAAGAAAGCAAUAAAAAAAGGCAGAUUUGUGCCAGGUAUAAAUUAG
This is a messenger RNA of Diuraphis noxia (Russian wheat aphid), 1228 nucleotides long. RefSeq names its product Surfeit locus protein 6. The record is from RefSeq and is a predicted model, not a curated record. Lineage: Eukaryota; Metazoa; Arthropoda; Insecta; Hemiptera; Aphididae. Gene Ontology annotation, biological process: ribosomal small subunit biogenesis; ribosomal large subunit biogenesis. Gene Ontology annotation, cellular component: nucleolus. Gene Ontology annotation, molecular function: DNA binding; RNA binding.